AUGGGUGCGAAACAGAAGGGAGGAGGCUCGAAGCCGAGGGGCAAUAAUGGCGCGGAGGAGGUAGAGGAGACGUUGCAGGCUGUGGUUCUCGCGGACACUUUCGAAACGAGAUUCGAGCCUUUCACCCUCGACAGGCCCCGAUGUCUCUUGCCGCUGGCCAAUACCCCUCUCAUUGAAUACACCCUCGAAUUUCUUGCCAAUGCUGGUGUUGAAGAGGUGUUCCUCUAUGGAGGUGCGCACUCCGACCAGUUGGAGAAAUACAUGAAUGCUUCGAAAUGGAGAGCCGCAUCCUCGCCUUUCACGCAAUUAACAUUCCUCAAAUCCACCUCUACCUCUGUCGGCGACGUUAUGCGUGACCUGGACGGCAAACAUCUCAUCACCGGUGACUUCAUUGUCGUGAGCGGCGAUGUCAUCAGCAACCUGCCAAUCGAGAGCGCUUUGAAGAAACACCGGACUCGUCGUGAAUCCGACAAGAACGCCAUCAUGACAAUGGUCCUCAGGGAAGCCGGCCGCAACCACCGUACCAAGUCGACUUCGGUCUCCCCGGUCUUCGUUAUCGAUCCGACCAAGGAUCGCUGCCUUCACUACGAAGAGAUCGAUCAUCAUUCCGAUGAGAAGUCUCCCCGUUUAAACAUUGAUGCCGAGAUUCUUUUGUCCCACGCCGAGCUUGAUAUCCGCCAAGACUUGAUCGACUGCAGCAUUGAUAUUUGCACCCCAGAUGUCCUGAGCUUGUGGUCUGACAGUUUCGAUUAUCAGUCACCGCGGAAACACUAUCUUUUUGGUGUUCUCAAGGAUUAUGAGUUGAACGGCAAGACAAUUCAUACCCACAUAAUCAAGGAGGACUACGCCGCGCGGGUACGCAACCUGAAGGCCUACGACGCGAUUAGUAAGGAUAUCAUCUCGCGCUGGACUUAUCCGCUGUGCCCCGAUACCAACCUGCUUCCGGGACACACUUACGGUCUCCGCAAGGGCAGCCUGUACCAAGAGCAGGGCGUGACUCUGGCCCGAUCUUGUGUUGUGGGUCGUCGCACAAUCAUUGGACGUGGCACUAGCAUCGGUGACCGGACGACAGUAAACAGCACUGCUCUGGGCCGGAACUGCAAGAUUGGCCGGAAUGUCAAGCUGGAGGGUGCGUACAUCUGGGAUGAUGUUAUGAUUGGGGACGGCUCUGAUGUUCGUGGAGCAAUUAUCGCGAAUGGUUCCGUCGUUGGUAAGAAUUGCGUUAUCGAGUCUGGUGCACUUCUCUCGUACGGCGUCAAGAUCGCCGACGGUGUGAAGGUCGAGGGCGGCAAACGCAUCUCGAGAUCGAAGCGAGAUGGUACUGCGGCCCCUACUGACACAAAGGUGGUUGGCGAUGGUGGAGAGGGAUAUGAAUUUAUCCAAGGGGAGGACGAGGAUGAGGACGAGGAUGAUGUCAGUGUCGCAUCUUCUGGGCUUGUGUACCGCAUGCCAGAACUUUCUCUGUCUUCUGCUUCGAUCUCGACAUUGUCCUCUGAAGUAUCAGACGGGUCCUGGGCACGGUCUUCCCGGAGCAGUUUCUCCGACAGUGAAGAGCAGGACCACUUCCACGUUGAUGCCACCGGGAGUGUGUUGGAUAGUCUACGCGAGUGCGUAUCUGCCGACGUGGUUCAACUCGAGCUGGUCAGUCUGCGCAUGACUGCGAACGCCGACGAUACCCAGGUCCGACGGGCUAUUGUGACAUCGUUCAUGCAAUACAUCCAGGAGCUCAUGGGCAAGGGCAAGGGCGCCAGCCAGGCCGUUCAUCAGGUCUUCUCACAGUACUCCGAGGUCGUGGAGCGUACCUUGUUUGACCGAAACAAGGAGGAGAAGAAGGACCAGGUUGACCUGCUCCUCCAGCUCCAACAGGAUCUCGUCAACCGCGACAAGGGUGAGAUGAUACUUCUCUUUACUGCCAAGGAGCUCUAUGAGUUAGAGCUGGUGGAUGAAGAGGCCUACGAGCAGUGGUGGGAUGAUGAGCGGGCCAGCGAGAAUGACGAGAUGAAAAAGGUGCGCAGCCAAGCGCAGCAGUUCGUGCAGUGGCUGGCAGAGGCAGAAGAGGAGAGCAGCGAAGAGGAGGAAAGUGAUGAAGAGUACGACUACGAUGCUACUAUGGGACUGAUUAUUCAUAGGCCAGGAGUGUCCCUCAGACCUUCAACUGCUUCUUUUUCUUCUUCUUCUCACCCUUUUUAUCGGCAUCCUGCCGUAUCUGCCACCACGCCUCCCUCCACGCGGAAGAGAAAGGCGGCCGAGGCGGCGAUUGCGGACGACGACCAACCUCUUCCCGAAUCCGCCACCAAGGCUGCCCAAACCCGGAACGCCACUCUCUCUACCGGUCGCUUGCGCAAGCCGGGCUCGACGGUCACUGCGACUACCCAACUCACCGAGACGGGCAGCUCUGCGAGUUCAACCAGCCCUAAAAAGAGGGACGUCGCAACACCCCCAACAACGACCUCGAGCAUGGAUUCCGAAGACGAUUUCUUGAGCGAUGUCUCCAGCCAGGAUGAUUUCCUCGAUGCUCAGGGCAGUGAUAACGAGAGCCUAGGUGAAGAUAUCGUUCGCCAACCUGACUUACGAUUGUUGACAGACUUCGGAGACCUUGACACCGGAUUCUCCGAUGAUAAAGACCUCCUCACGCAGAAGCGAAAGCCAUACGAAGUCGAAUUCAAAGUUCUUGAUCCCGAUGAUAUCGAACGCGAGCAGCUCGUGCAAGUCAACGAGGUGUCCGCGAUCCUCGGGCUGCCUCCAGAAUCCGCCGCGAUCCUCCUCCGAUUCGGUCGAUGGAAGCAGGAGAAACUGAUUGAAGGAUACAUGGACCACCCGGAGGAAACACUGGAAGAAGCUGGCCUGGGAACAAAUUUUGAAGGGACUGCGAAAACAGAGGUCAUCCCGAACUUCUCAUGUGACAUUUGUUGUGAAGAUGGAAACGAUCUUGAGUCGUAUGCGAUGCGCUGCGGGCACAGGUUUUGCGUGGACUGCUAUCGACAUUACUUGGCACAAAAGAUCAAAGGAGAAGGCGAGGCGGCGCGGAUCGAGUGCCCAGGCGAAAACUGUCACCGGAUCGUGGAUUCACGCUCGCUCGACCUCCUGGUGACGAAUGAUCUCAAGGAUCGGUAUCGAACACUCCUCACGCGAACCUAUGUCGAUGACAAGGAUAAUCUCCGAUGGUGCCCAGCACCGAAUUGUGAGUACGCGGUUGACUGUCCGGUUAAGACUCGCGACCUUCGACGCAUUGUACCCUCAGUCCGGUGUCUCUGUAAACACGAAUUUUGCUUUGGCUGCGGUGUGACCGACCACCAACCCACCCCUUGCACACUGGUCAAGAAGUGGCUCCAAAAGUGCGAAGAUGACUCUGAGACAGCAAACUGGAUAUCAGCCAACACCAAGGAGUGCCCCAAAUGCGUCUCAACGAUUGAAAAGAACGGCGGUUGUAAUCAUAUGACUUGCCGGAAAUGCAAACACGAGUUCUGUUGGAUGUGUAUGGGCCUCUGGUCCGAGCAUGGCACCAGCUGGUAUAACUGCAAUCGGUACGAAGAGAAAUCCGGAUCUGAUGCCCGCAGCGCUCAGGCCAAGUCGCGCGCAUCGCUGGAGCGUUAUUUGCAUUACUACAAUCGGUAUGCAAACCACGAGCAGUCAGCGAAGCUAGACAAGGAUCUUUAUCUAAAGACCGAGAAAAAGAUGACUAGUCUGCAGUCGCAGUCAGGUCUGUCUUGGAUAGAGGUGCAGUUCCUUGAUACGGCGUCGCAGGCGCUACAGCAGUGCCGUCGGACCUUGAAGUGGACUUACGCCUUUGCGUUCUAUCUUGCGCGUAACAACCUGACAGAAAUCUUCGAAGAUAAUCAAAAGGAUCUGGAGAUGGCGGUGGAAAGUCUCAGUGAGAUGUUCGAGAAGCCCGUCCCGGAGUUGGCCUCACUGAAGGUGGAUAUCCUGGAUAAGACGGCCUAUUGCAAUAAGCGCCGGGUCAUCCUACUGAGCGACACGGCAGAAAACUUGAAAAAUGGAGAAUGGUCGUUCAACGUGGAGUGGUAG
This is a messenger RNA of Penicillium argentinense, 4026 nucleotides long. RefSeq lists its product as uncharacterized. The coding region runs from base 1 to 4026 and encodes 1341 amino acids. The transcript is spliced from 10 exons. Gene Ontology annotation, molecular function: zinc ion binding; translation initiation factor activity; guanyl-nucleotide exchange factor activity. Gene Ontology annotation, biological process: biosynthetic process. Gene Ontology annotation, cellular component: eukaryotic translation initiation factor 2B complex. The record is from RefSeq and is a predicted model, not a curated record. NCBI's taxonomy places the organism in Eukaryota, Fungi, Ascomycota, Eurotiomycetes, Eurotiales, Aspergillaceae.